Messenger RNA from Salvelinus fontinalis (brook trout), 621 nucleotides. Its product is annotated as DNA repair protein complementing XP-A cells homolog. Lineage: Eukaryota; Metazoa; Chordata; Actinopteri; Salmoniformes; Salmonidae. The transcript is spliced from 2 exons. The record is from RefSeq and is a predicted model, not a curated record. Bases 1 to 621 code for a protein of 206 amino acids.
AUGAAAGCCAAGAUCGAACGGAACGGACAGCGGACUCUGAUGCCGAGGCAAGCCCGACUUGCUAGCGGACUAUUGGCAGGAGAGGGGGGUGGCACCUCGGCUAAAGUCGUAAAAAAAACAUUCGACUCUCGAGGCGGGUUCUUCAUUGAUGAAGAAGAGGAGGGACAGGAGGAGCAAUUGAUGAAGAAGGAGGACAGGAGGAGCAAAGGGGGAGUAAGGUGGUGCGUCAACCAGUUGGCUAGAGAGCAGAAACCCUCCUUAGAGGCGGGGUGCUCCGAGGAGGCUAAGGAGUCCAGAGAAAACAGGGAGGUGCAGAAACCCUCCUUAGAGGCGGGGUGCUCCGAGGAGGCUAAGGAGUCCAGAGAAAACAGGGAGGUGCAGAAACGCUCCUUAGAGGCGGGGUGCUCCGAGGAGGCUAAGGAGUCCAGAGAGAACAGGGAGGUGCAGAAGCGCUCCUUAGAGGCUGGGUGCUCCGAGGAGGCUAAGGAGUCGGGAGAGAACAGGGAGGUGCAGAAGCGCUCCUUAGAGGCGGGGUGCUCCGAGGAGGCUAAGGAGUCCAGAGAGAACAGGGAGGUGCAGAAGCGCUUCAGCACACAAAGGUCAAAGGUCAGUAACAGUUAA